UUGUGACAUCAGCCGUGACGUCGGCAGGCCCGCGCGUAGCCGUUACCGGUGUAGAGAAGAUGGUGCUCAUCAAGGAAUAUCGUGUGGUCUUGCCAUGCUCGGUGGAAGAGUAUCAAGUUGGCCAGCUUUUCUCUGUGGCUGAGGCCAGUAAAAACGAGACGGGUGGUGGAGAGGGCAUUGAAGUGCUGAAGAACGAACCAUAUGAGAAGGAGGGCGAGAAGGGGCAAUACACACACAAAAUCUACCACUUAAAGAGUAAAGUGCCGGGCUUUGUGAAGAUGAUCGCACCAGAGGGGGCGUUAGUUUUCCACGAAAAAGCCUGGAAUGCUUAUCCAUACUGUCGUACGAUUGUGACUAAUGAAUACAUGAAAGAUGACUUCAUGAUUAAAAUUGAAACGUGGCACAAACCUGACACAGGCUCUUUAGAGAAUGUACAUGAUCUGGAUCCCACCACAUGGAAGACAGUGGAGGUCGUGCAUAUCGAUAUAGCCGAUCGGUCUCAGGUCGAACCUGGAGACUAUAAACUGGCAGAGGACCCAGCAAUCUUUCACUCAGAGAAAACUGGCCGGGGACCUUUAGGGCCAGACUGGAAGAAAGAGCUCUUGGCUAAGACGGACACCCCUCGUAUGUGUGCAUACAAACUAGUCACCGUCAAGUUCAAGUGGUGGGGCCUUCAGACUAAAAUAGAGAACUUCAUCCACAAGCAAGAGAAGAGGAUCUUCACCAACUUCAACCGUCAGCUCUUCUGUUGGAUUGACAGCUGGGUGGAGCUCACCAUGGAGGACAUCCGCCGGAUGGAGGAGGAGACGCAGCGACAGCUGGAGGAGAUGCGUCAAAAGGGAUCCGUACGAGGCACGACGGCAGCCGAAGAGUAGCCGAAUUCUUUUUAGUAACACAAGGCAGGUGGAGAGACUCUCUUCGUAAUACUGGUCAGGUUCGAGGCACCAGUGCUGCUCACGAACAAUAAGGCUGAACUUCAAGAAUCCAACCACGACGACACUUGACGAAAGACAUCACCGCAUCCAACCAAACCGGCCAGUGGUGGCGCCGUCCUCCUCCACCAGACCGCAGAAUGACCCCGUGAUCAGUAGUACUGUUCUCACACACCUGCCGACAAGGUGGACACACUUUCACGCUCAACCUGUUUUUAGAUUCAGGCAGGUUGAUCCAGUGAACUUCCCACUUUGUUAAAAAUAUCUCGAGUUUUACUGUAUUGGUUGUGUUGUUCGAUUUCAUUUUGGCAGGCAUUGGACCAAUUCUUUGUGUUUUAGUUUGGUUUUAUCUGUUUGUAAUGGUUCAGAUCUUUAUUUUUCUUGUUUGUGUUUAGUCCCCCCCACCCCCCCACCCAGAAUCACUUCUUUUGAUUCUUUUAAAUUCCUAAUCAUGUUUUUAAUUAGUAGAUUUUUAUUUCGCAUCAGCGCAGUCCUGCCUACCAUGUCUAGUUUUUCUAGGUAAAAUGUGUGAUGCUACUGCACGGCAUGCACAUUUGUGCAAAAACACACGUCCACCUCGCGAAACCUUUUCCACGGGCGGCUUUUGCAUGAGCUCAGGCAUCUAAUCGGCUGUUUUUGAGAGGGUCUUCAUGUUCUCAAGACACUUUGCGUGAUGUAACCCUUCAGGACUCUUCAGGUUCUCCUCACCAAAAUCCAAUCUAGUUACUGGAGCAAAUCACCACCGCCGCCGCUGCUGCUUUUUCUUACGUGCUUUAGGACAGUCAAAGUGCUUUUAUAUCGCUAAUCUACCUGCAACGCCCUCAGGGUUCCCACAGUCUUGGAAAAUCCUGGAGAUGUCAGGGAAAAAUUGUGAUUUCCAGGCCUGCAAAAGUCUGUUCAUUACAAGUUUACUAACAGAAAUUAAUUCCCCUAAAUAAUUAUAAUUAAAAUUUUAAAUAAAUAGUCUCUAAUCGCUAUUUCAGUAAUGCAGUUGCAAUGCACGUGAACCGUGUUGACAUUUAAAAGCUGAAGUGUGAUAAUUCUUGAUCUUGCUAUUAUUUAAUCUAAAAUUAAAUUUAAAAAAGUCAUUUCUGAGGUGUAACUACUUUUCCAGGUGGAUGGAUCUGUUUACUGACGUGCAAACAGCAGUGACUCCUGUCUGGUAUCCUUGCGCAUAUUAUGCAAAUGUUGCUGCGGUUGUCAUGACAACAUAUUUAAAUUCGGUGUCACACAGGCACAGUCAGGAAGAGAUUCUAGUGCACAAGUCUCAUGGUUUUAGUGUGUACUUGACUUGCAUUUUUAAAUGCAUUAACGUAACGGCAUUUUUUGCCUGACAAACCUAAAAUUACCAUGAUCAACAUGCUGCACCCAAAAGAUUUCUUUAAUUAAAUCAUAAGGUAUAAAUUCAUAUAUUUAUAUAGUGUAUUUUGCAGUCUCUGCAAAAUGAUUGAUCAGAACGUGUGGGAACCCGGAGCUCUGCACAUGAAUGUGUGUGUGUGUGUAGAUGCUUUAACAGACGCUUAGGACAAAGAGGAGAACUUUGUAAAUGCAUUGUAAAGAGCUUGAUAUCUGUAUAGUUUCUAUAUCGUACCAGGUCAGAGUAUCGGGAUGUGCAGGUAGAAUAAUUCUACUUCCUGUCUUCCUCGUCUCUCGCCGUCCUGCACCAGCUCAGAUCAUCCAGCCUAACAGAAAGUGUCUCUGCUGUCUGCACUUGACCUGCGCAGUGCAGGGCUGUUUUAUCUCCUCCUUUAUUAGUAACAGGUUUUAAACGUGUACGGUUCUCUGUCCAGAGCGACAGACAGAUUGGGAUUUUCAUCAUAUAUUGUAGUCAGUGCAUUAGUUUUAAUAGUCAGGCUUUCAUGGACAGCUGACGGCCAGAGUUAGUGCCUGAUGUCUGCGAUGAAACUGCGAUCCUGUAGCACUGAUUGUCUAGUUAGAAUUGCACAUUUGUGAUAGUUUUCAAGCCUGAACGUGGCAUACAGCACGUUUCUUCUAGGUUUGCGUGUUUUGUUUCUUAACGUCCCUCUCAUUUCAAGGUCCACGAAUGUUCACGCUAUCAUGCAACCCGUCAGGUUCGGCCUCAGCGGCACCUUUAUGGCAAUCAAGAAGACGUUAUCACUUACCUGUGUCCCUCUUCUCAUAGAUCCAGCUGGGAGGAAGUCAGGUUCUGAUUUUUGCUUUUUUCAUAUGUUGUCUAGAUCAUAAUUGAGGAAUCAGUGCACUGACGUCUUUUCAGACAUACUGUCUCCAGUCUCACGGAUCGGGUGGUUUACUUUUGUACAUGGCUUUUAGGCUAGCGGGGACUGGCAAGGGUUUCAUAUAUAAUGAAUGAAUCAUAUUGUAAUCAAAGCAUAGCUGCGCACUUGGAGAAUCUACUGUUUUUUUCUUUUAUUUUUCUUGGGGAAUUACACAAUGCUGUUUUACUGUUUUGUUCUUUUUCUCUCUGAUUGUUUGUUUGAAAAUCGGGAAAUAUCAGUGAAUGUAAAAUGGUGUGCUUUUUUUUUCAUUUUUUUUUUCUUGCAGCUCUUUUUCUUGAAUUGGUUAUAAAGUUAACAAUUAACAAUAUAUCUAAUAAAUUUCGAGUCAUGCUUGGUCUUUUA
Molecule: messenger RNA, 3532 nt
Organism: Carassius auratus (goldfish)
Lineage: Eukaryota; Metazoa; Chordata; Actinopteri; Cypriniformes; Cyprinidae
Product: phosphatidylinositol transfer protein beta isoform-like
Exons: 12
Coding region: 60-875 (271 amino acids)
Biological process (GO): phospholipid transport
Cellular component (GO): cytoplasm
Molecular function (GO): phosphatidylcholine intramembrane carrier activity; phosphatidylinositol binding; phosphatidylinositol transfer activity
Source: RefSeq, a predicted model, not a curated record